AUUACCAAUAAUUUGCAUGUGAAUUUCUGUCAAUAUUACGAUGUUUCUGCGCGUUCGAAAGUGAAAUGUGUCGGAAAACUAAACCAUGGAAAUAAUCGGGGAUACGAUGGGCUCUCUGAAGCCCGUUUUUGACGCCUGUGAUCAAAAUGGAGACGGAUUCGUUAAGACGAAAGACCUUUUACGGCUCAUUCAACAGCAUACGGACAUCGCGAGCGAGGAUAUUGCUAGUAUGAUUGGAUUCUUAGAUCCAAAUGAAAAUGGUUCAAUAUCUUUUGAUCACUUUUGCGAUGGAGUCAAGGAGUUCAUGGUUGCUAAUAAUGAUCAUGGUGAUUUUGACCAUGAUAAUAACAACCUGAAAGAUAAACAGACUGAAAAAGAUCAUGAUGACGAACUGGAGGCAGAUCUUUGUUCACACAGUACUGCAUCUACAAAUGAUUACAACGGAGACUUUGAUGAAGAAAGUUUAGCAGAAGAAUAUCUUAAUCCUGGGUCUGGUUUUCAAAGGAAUGGAAUAUAUUCAACAUAUCCACCGAAAGGAAAUCUUAAAAAGAAAGAGCCACCGCUUUCUCAAAGGUUGAUGGCACGUAAUGUGUUAGAUGAAAGUUUGAGUGAGACUAGCGAGUAUCAGUCUGAUAAUGGUGGAUAUAAUGGGUUUAGUGAGGUUAUUGAGGAUGUCAGUCUGGGUCCUAUUUCAAGUACACCAACUAUGAAAAGGAAGCAUGGAAAGCUUAGAAGAAAGAACAACAACUUCAUGUCACAUUCACUAAACACAAGUCCUCACAGAAGUUACGAUGAUUUUGAAAAGGCAAUCUCUGACAAUGAAGCUAAUUUGAGCACGUUAUCAGAUAAGAUAUUCCGUUUAACAUCUGAGGUAACGACUUUACAAGAGGAUAAUUCAAUCAACCUCAAUAAACAUAACAAGAUGAAACAGGAUAACAAAACUUUGACAGAAAGAAUAAAUGCUCUCGAGGAGUUGUUGGAGCAGCAAAAAAUCUCAACUGAUGAAAAAGUUGCGAACGAAUCUAGAAAAUAUAACGCUGCUUUGGCAAAACUAGAGCGAGAAAGUGAAGAAAGACUUGAACGACUUCAAAACAAGCUCAAUGAAGCAGACGAAGAAAUUACUCAGUUGAAACAAGUUGAUCCAAUGUUAAGACGUGAAUUAGAAAUAUGUCUACAGGAAAAACGAAAUCUUGAGGAAAAGCUAGAAAACUUGGAAUACAAAUUGAGUGAAAAAGAUCGCGUAAUUGAAGAACUUGAUGAGAAGCUUCGCUCUGAGAGAACGAAAUUUGAAGAGGAAAGACUCGGCCACACUCAGGAAAUAGUCGAGUACCAAAGUCGUAUAGAUGAAUUAAGAAAUUUCAAGAAAGCUGCGGAGUCCCGUUUACCAGAUUUCGUCAGCGUCGCUGCGGAAAAAGGAGAUCUUGAAGAUCAACUCAGAGCUCUGCAGAAGGAAAAUGCUGACUUGGUUCAAAGCAGAGAUGAAUUGAAGGUUCAACUAAUCCAGCAAGGAAAAUGUCUUCUUGAAAAGAACACAUCAUUAGCUGACGAACUAUUAACCGCUGACAAGGAGGAUGUGCUGAAGGCUCUUCGGGAACAGGAGACAUUAAACCACAGGUUACGAGCGUACACAGACAGUAUAUUAAUGAUGAUUAUGGAAUAUCAUCCAGAGUUACUAGAAAAAUAGUUUAUUCGACGCCAAAAAUGACGUGAAGACGACAUAGUUUUUAGCCCUGGGUAUCGCGGCUGCCCUGUUCCCUUUUAUACAGUCAUGAUUUCCGCAUAGAAGAAAAUUUUCUACCUAAUUUUAAAAGAACUUCGCAAACGAGACAAAGAAUCAUGAUGUGACCAUCGUAAAAACGAACUGAUCUCGGGAAUAGCGGAAAAUGACGCCAAUGAACCAAUCUGUACAGUUUACCCAAGUCUCACCAUUUUUAAAUCACAGUGCAUGAUGGGAUCGCUCAUAGGCAGUCUAGAAAUCAACCUCGUUCCCAGAAAUGUCUUCGUUCUCGUGGCGCUCACGCGUGUACGCGAGUCUACUCGCUCUAUUAGUAUUGGUUUAUUAUUAUUACACGC
Molecule: messenger RNA, 2073 nt
Organism: Dendronephthya gigantea
Lineage: Eukaryota; Metazoa; Cnidaria; Anthozoa; Malacalcyonacea; Nephtheidae
Product: rab11 family-interacting protein 3-like
Exons: 13
Coding region: 86-1684 (532 amino acids)
Biological process (GO): regulation of cytokinesis; endocytic recycling
Cellular component (GO): midbody; endocytic vesicle; recycling endosome membrane
Molecular function (GO): calcium ion binding
Source: RefSeq, a predicted model, not a curated record